AUGUCUGACGUGCAAAUGGAUUCUGUCAACGGGAAGUUACCGGUGUCAAUCACAGAAGAUGAGGCGGCAUUGUAUGAUCGCCAAAUCCGAUUGUGGGGCCUCGAUGCUCAACAAAGGAUGAGAAAUGCCACAGUUCUUAUCAUCCGACUUAAAGGAGUCGCCACAGAGGCUAUCAAAAACAUUGUCCUCGCAGGAAUAGGCAAAUUAAUUAUCGUAGAUGAGGAAGUAGUCAUGGAAACGGAUCUAGGAUGCGGUUUCUUUUUCUCUGAAGAUAGUGUUGGGCAACGGGUGAGCACCGAUAACACGCAAGAUGAACAGAAACUGACCCAAACUCGCGACUGCGUCAAGCGAGUUGAGGCCGCUAAACCCCGAAUUCAAAGCUUAAACCCUCUUGUUGACGUGGUCGCCGUGUCUGAUCUCGGUAUUCUAUCCGAUGAUCAACUAGACAAGACUUUGGCGGGGGUGGACCUCGUUUGCGCUACCGACUGUCAGAAGGACGAGAUGCUUCGGCUAAAUGAUGCUUGCCGACGCGCGAGAAAAGCAUUUUAUGCUGGCGGCUCUUAUGGGUUGUUAGGCUUUGUAUUUGCUGAUUUAAUUGAACACGAAUACUUGGCACAGGAUCGCAACACUACUAAUUCUGGUGCCACAAAAACGGUUAAGCAAUCGUUGUCAUACCCUUCACUGAGGGAAUGCUUUGGGCAUUCAUGGAAAGGGCUUUCUAAACGCCAGACUAAAGAGCUCAACCCUUCUACUGUGUUUUCAAUUAUUGCUCUAUGGGAGUUGGAAUCCCGGAAUAUGAAUCCUGUUGAAACGUCUGCUUCAACGGAGCUCCGCCGGAUUGCAACCGAGCUGGUUGAAUCGGCCGGGUUAACGCUCAAGCAGGACCCGUCCCAUCGGUUGCUGCCAUAG
Messenger RNA from Rhizoctonia solani, 909 nucleotides. RefSeq names its product ubiquitin-conjugating enzyme E1. Bases 1 to 909 code for a protein of 302 amino acids. Lineage: Eukaryota; Fungi; Basidiomycota; Agaricomycetes; Cantharellales; Ceratobasidiaceae. Gene Ontology annotation, biological process: protein sumoylation. Gene Ontology annotation, molecular function: SUMO activating enzyme activity. The transcript has 6 exons. Gene Ontology annotation, cellular component: SUMO activating enzyme complex; cytoplasm. The record is from RefSeq and is a predicted model, not a curated record.